Molecule: messenger RNA, 3344 nt
Organism: Medicago truncatula (barrel medic)
Lineage: Eukaryota; Viridiplantae; Streptophyta; Magnoliopsida; Fabales; Fabaceae
Product: bifunctional dethiobiotin synthetase/7,8-diamino-pelargonic acid aminotransferase, mitochondrial
Exons: 14
Coding region: 259-2739 (826 amino acids)
Biological process (GO): biotin biosynthetic process
Cellular component (GO): mitochondrion
Molecular function (GO): pyridoxal phosphate binding; S-adenosyl-L-methionine:8-amino-7-oxononanoate transaminase activity; dethiobiotin synthase activity
Source: RefSeq, a predicted model, not a curated record
AUCUCCUUCGGCAGAACAGUAACAAUAAACAACUCAUCAUCUUCAGAUUUCCUUCAACAUCAAUUCAUCACCAGCACCACCCUCUACCAUUACCAUCACCACCAUCCUCCCCACUCUCCCCCGUGUCGAUUUCGAACUCACCGUUCUCCUCCAUUCUGCUUCUGGUUCCCACUCCAAUCCGCCUAUCACCUGUGACUAAGGAAGACCUUCUUCACACUAACACUGACAGUUCAGUGAUCUCUUCCACUUAGCCGCAAAAUGUAUCGUUUUCCCACCGUCAUUCUCUCUCGCCACCUCCACCGCCGCAAAUUAUCCUCCACCACCUCCCAACCACUCGAACUCCCCUUAUCUCACCCUAUAUACACCAUAUGGGGCUCCAACACCGCCGUCGGUAAAACCCUUGUCUCUGCCGGUAUCGCCGCCUCCUCUCUCCUCUCUUCUCCCUCCCCUAUCAAAUUCCACUACCUCAAACCUCUUCAAACCGGUUUCCCUUCCGACUCCGAUUCCCGCUUCAUCUUCAAUAAACUCCGCCACCUCCAUAACCGCAAUCCUUACAACUCUCGCAUUUCAAUUUCCCUAUCUAACCGUGUUCUCAAUGUCCCUCCCGCCGCAUGGACGAAUCAGGUGAAGGAAAUUAACGGUUUCGUCGGUGAAGAUGGUUCUGACUCUUCGGAGUUGAUAUGUAAAACGUUGUAUGCAUGGGAAGAGGCUGUGUCGCCGCAUUUAGCGGCUGAGAGGGAAGGUUUCGUUGUGGAGGAUUCAGCUGUGCUGGGAACGUUGCAGCGAUGUUUUCGCGAUGUGGUUGAAAGUGGUGUUGGUAAGGAGAGGUCGGAGGUUCUGUGCAUUGUGGAAACUGCCGGUGGAGUUGCCAGUCCAGGUCCUUCUGGUUCACUUCAAUGUGACUUGUAUAGGCCAUUCCGUAUUCCUGCCAUUCUUGUUGGAGAUGGCCGGCUAGGAGGUAUUUCUGGAACAAUAUCGGCUUAUGAGAGCUUGACGCUUCGUGGUUAUGAUGUUGUUGCUAUUGUUUUUGAAGAUCACGGCCUUCUAAACGAGGGUCCCUUAUUGUCUUACGUGCGAAACAAGGUUCCUGUUUUAGUGCUUCCACCUGUUCCAAAAGAUCCAUCAAAUGAUCUAAUGGAAUGGUUUGAAGGUUCUUUUAAUGUAUUUAAUAAUCUAAAGGAAAUAAUGCUAUCUGCUUAUUUUGAGAGAAUUCAGAAGUUGCAUGAAAUGCCAACCAAAGCAAGAGAUAUCAUCUGGUGGCCUUUCACUCAACAUAAACUUGUACCAGAUGGUCGGGUUACAGUGAUCGAUUCACGCUGUGGUGAAAAUUUUGCUGUCUUCAAGGCUCAGAAGACAGAAGUCAUAGCACCACUGUUUGAUGGAUGUGCUAGUUGGUGGACUCAAGGACCUGAUGCUAUAUUGCAGGCUGAGCUUGCUAGGGAGAUGGGGUACACUGCUGCAAGAUUUGGGCAUGUUAUGUUCCCCGAAAAUGUUCACGAGCCAGCCUUGGAUAGUGCUGAGCUUUUGCUUCAAGGUGUGGGGAAAGGCUGGGCUUCUCGAGUAUAUUUUUCAGACAAUGGAUCUACAGCAAUUGAAAUUGCUCUAAAGAUGGCAUUUCGUAAAUUUUCGGUUGAACAUGGGCUUAUUCCUGACUGUCACGAGGACGCUACAAAUGAAAGAUCGACUGAGCUAAUGGUUCUUGCACUUCAAAGAUCUUAUCAUGGCGACACCUUGGGUGCUAUGGAAGCACAGGCACCGUCAGCUUAUACAGGCUUCCUGCAGCAACCAUGGUACACCGGUAGAGGUCUCUUCCUGAAUCCUCCUUCUGUCUCUAUGUACAACAAUAAAUGGAACAUUUCCAUUCCUGAAGAGUUUCAGCAAGAAAAUCAGAAACUUGAAAGUAUCACCUUUGUUUCACGUGAUGAAAUAUUUCACAGGCGCAGAGACAAUUCUAAGCUUGCUCCAGUUUAUUCAUCUUACAUAUCAAAGGUGCUAUCUGGAUUUAGAGGGUCAAGCAGGAUUGCUGCGUUGAUUAUGGAGCCAGUCAUACAAGGUUCUGGUGGAAUGCAUAUGGUGGAUCCACUUUUUCAGCGCAUACUUGUUAAUGAGUGUCGAAGUAGAAAAAUUCCAGUUAUUUUUGACGAGGUUUUUACUGGUUUUUGGCGUUUGGGAGUAGAGACUGCAGUGGAUCUAAUCCAUUGUGUACCUGACAUAGCCUGCUAUGGGAAGCUGAUGACUGGUGGGAUAAUACCUUUGGCUGCCACCUUAGCAACAGAUGCCAUAUUUGAUUCAUUUAUUGGAGACUCAAAGCUCAAGGCCCUUUUGCACGGACAUUCUUACUCUGCACAUGCUAUGGGUUGCAUGGCCGCUGUAAAAUCAAUCCAAUGGUUUAAAGACCCUCUUUCCAACCCUAACAUCACUUCAGAAGAAAGAUUACUUAGGGAGUUAUGGGAUGAUAAAAUGGUUCGUAAGAUUUCGUCACACUCUGCAGUUCAAAGAAUAGUGGUGUUAGGAACUCUGUUUGCCUUGGAGUUAAAAGCAGAAGGCGAUAAUGCAGGGUAUGGAUCAUUGUAUGCAAGGCCCCUUCUUCAAAAACUUCGGGAAGAUGGGGUGUACAUGCGGCCACUCGGUAACGUUAUUUAUCUUUUGUGUGGACCCUGCACAUCUCCAGAAGUUUGCAAUCAAUUGCUCGUCAAACUUUAUGAGAGGCUUGAAGAAUUUGAUGUAUGCAAGAAGUGAGAAUUCUGUGAAUUGCCUAAUGAAAAAAUGUAUCAUGUCUACUAUUGGCUGUAGCUCAGGCUUUUCAUUUUGUUGUUGGUAGCUUAGGUAUUAUUACUUAUUGAGUUAUACUAAAUUACUAACUGAAAACAUUUGAGCGUAGUUAUUUAUUAAAUUAAAUAAAGUUAGCUUGCAUUACAUGUCUACAAUUUGAGCUUGGUUUAGUUCAAAUAUUUCAUAACAAUAUUUUGAUACACUUAAUAACUACAAUUUAUUUGUUUAUUAACACACAAACUUGACAUGAAGUUUUGACAAUAAAUCCGAUGAUUAAUUAAGUUCAAAUUGUAGACAUGUAAAUCAAUGGAUCUGAUGACUGCAGCACAUGACAAUGUAACUUGAGAUGCGCGGCAGCUCACAGCUCCUUAGUAGAAGACAAAUGGGAGCACAAAAGGGUCUCUUAAGGGGAAGAAAAGGACAUUAUUAUGGUUAUAUAUGCAAAUGUUUGAACCUUUUUGGUAGUGGAGGAGGUUGCAUUGGGGUCAGUGGCGAUUGUGAUUCCUUUAUUUUAUUAUCUUCUUCACGCAAGUUGUUGGUUGUAAUGUUGCCAAGAAACUUGGGUCUUUCAA